Molecule: messenger RNA, 2173 nt
Organism: Seminavis robusta
Lineage: Eukaryota; Bacillariophyta; Bacillariophyceae; Naviculales; Naviculaceae
Source: the annotation of a GenBank genome assembly
ACCCGCAAUGCGGCAAAGCAAGUUCUUCAAGGCAACAAUUCAUUAUGAGGCGGUUUCAGCGAGUAUCAGCUGUUUUGGUACCAGUUUGAAGGGGUAUCCUUUCUAUUUCGAAAACUUGGAGAGAGCUAUGCGAAGUCCUGCCGCGAUAGGUUCAUUGUUCGCCGAGGCCGAGGGCUUUUUGAUUCCAUGACCUGGUCCGCUUCAGUCAAUAUCGUUUUUGUCUAUUGGCACCAUGCUACGCAGGCGGAAGCAAGGAUAGAUGCUACCAGUUUUAUAGGUUCCCGUUGGUUUCUUUGGCUUGCUCAUUUUACUGGUAAAGACAACUCCACACAAUUUUCAUUUUCGUUUCUUCUGAACAACCAUGGCAUCGUUCCAAGCCUCUGACGAGUUUGCGGCAAUGGACCGUGGCACUGCUUCUUCACCUGAUGUGGUGGAUGACGACAUGCCUGCAGAAGUAGAUGGGCGGGAAGAAAUGAUCUUGCAAGAAGAGAUACCUUCAUGGAAAGACGAGCACAAGAACAAGUUGGACGAUAUCAUCAGCAGUAGAAGAUCCGGUAGAACCUCAGGGCCCAGCAAGCCUAAGCCUGAGCAUGCCAAGAGUGGCGGCCGCCGUGAAGAACGGGUCGCUAGUAGAUCAGACCACGACGAAAAAAGCAGAAGAACCAGGUCGAAAGGUAGAGUUCCCCCCAGAAAGGAAAGUGAAAGCUUUACCAAGAGCGUGCAACGGGAAAGGAGUUCCAGUACGAAAAGACUCAGGAGAAGCCAGAGCGCUGGACUUCCAGGCAACGAUGAACCUGACCAUGGUGGCGCCAACUACGAAAGGUCCAACUCCAAUAGAAGGUUUCGAGGAACAAGCCGAGGACUGAGCAAUGGCGAGAGUCGUGACGCGGAUAAGAUGGCCACGAGGAGCAGCAGCCAACACGGAGACCGUCGCAGAAAGAAUGGCGUUGCACAGGCAGAUCGACCCAAGAGCAGUCGCGACUUGUGUGGUGUCCGGUCGCGCUUUCGAAGAAGGUGCUCCACGGGAAGUUGGAACACUGAUCCCUACGAUGAUCUACAGGAGAGACAGUCAAGUGAACGCAACCAAGUGCCACCAGCAAAAGAGGACCGUAUCAACACCCGCGGGAACCGAACUAGAAGCCUGAGUCCAUCCAAGUAUGCAGCCGCUACCAAGGACAAGGACAAGUUGCAGCGGCACUUUUCCGCACACACCAGCUCUGAAAAGCGUCGACCCAAGUUGCAGCGAUCGCUUUCGUUUGACAGUGGUAGUGGUAUCGUGCGCUUGGAGGAGGACCACAGCAGACUGAAAUCCACGAGGCCCGCCGCCAAGUCGACCGUUGCAAAGAGAUUGACGGGGCAGGCAACGUCCUCCAAAAAGCCAAGUAGUGCGCAUGCUAGUCCUCGUCGACAGAGCUCCAUUCGAAGGCUCCCACCAAGAAACGGCAGUUUGGGCUUGAAAGGAGGAGCCAAACCCCACCGGGUGCGAUCCAAAUCUGGUCAACGCCGGCGUACCAUGUCGUUCGGUGAAAGCUCCUGCGAUCAAGCGUCUGGUGGUUUGGAAGUGACGAGACAUUCCAGCGAUCGUGCCACCGGCAACGUAGUUGCAAGAACACCCACAAACAAGCCUUACCCCGAUGACAUUGACUCUUCCGUGUCGGAUAUUCCUCGUGUUGUCAACGACCUGGACAUUGAUCUUUCCAUCAGCGACGUUUACCUGCCUUCAGACCCAUGCAGCCACAGCAACGUGAACAAGAUUCCCACCAAGUGCCAAGAGCGUGCCAGGAAGUCCUUGGAGACCAGUCGAACCAGGAUGGCUGUCGAAACCCUUGCCAACAUGAAGUUGAGUGAUAGCCAUACAACUGUUACGACGGUUGAUUGCUCAAGUAUGGAAGAUUCUAUUGAAUCAAUCUCAUCGCCGCCAGAUAGGAACAGCAAGGUUCAACAGAUAGCUCAGCAGAUCCUGGAGCUGCGACAGAGCUGGAAGGAUGCAUCGACGGAGGCGGCCUUGCAGGUGCCCGUUCCAAGGAGGCUUUAGAUAUUCCAUGUGAUUUGUAUCGUUACCAUGCGUUAUCACUGCAUCAAGCGGCGAGGAUGUACAUGGACAUGAUGUAUCUUGUACCGUAAUCCUCCAUUUGGCAUAAGAGCAAGAUAGCUUAUUUUCGUUGUCACCAGC